CGGCUGGCCAGGGGCCGGCCGGAAGCGCCGGCCGGAAGCGGCCGCGGAGCAUGCUGGGAGCGGCUGCCUGCCCCGCUUAGCCGGGGGCGGCAGGGCGGGGGGCGGCCGCCCCUGCGCCGCCCGGGCCGGGCCUCCAUGGCCGGGGGCGGCCCCCCCCGGCGCGGGCCCAAGCAGUGCCCGUGCGGCAGGAGGAUCUCGGUGACGGACGAGCACGAGCGCUGCGUCGUGUGCCUGGGGGCGAGCCACGGCCUGCGCGGCUGCUGGGCCUGCGCCAGCAUGGCCCCCUCCGCGACGCGGCUCCGCCAGCAGCGCCUGCGCGCCCUGCUGCCGGCGCCCCCUCGGCGGGCGAGCGGCGGGGCGGCCGAGGGGAGACCCGCCAAGCGCAGGCGGGAGCUCGCCUUCGCUGCCGAGAGCCCGGACUCCUCCUCCUCGGUGCUGCGGCCGGGAGGGGCAGCUGUGCUGACGGACCCCACGUUGUCGUCUCCACACACCGAGUCCCCUCCACGUAGCAAAACCGAUGUCCCCAACAACUCGUGCUCCCCUCAGAAGAAGCACUGUCAAGCGAGAGCCAAACACAACCCGAAAGCUUGGAGCCCGCCGACGCCCCCACCGUCCGGCAGUUCGGUGUCCGAGUCGCAGCUCCAUCCCCUGCGCUCGGGGUCGGGAGCAGAGCACCAGUCUGGGGAAUCCCCGUGGCAGCGUAUGCUCUCCGACCUGGCCAGAUCCAUCCUCUUAAUCGCUGAGGCUGCUUCAAGAGCCGGAGAGCCGCCCCCAGAACUUGCCGCCCAUCCUUUGGUGAGUCCCAGCGCAGCUGGGAUGCUUUCGGAAGCCAGGAUCGCACCUGGACCCCCAGAGCCAGCUCUUUCACCCAACAAAGCGGCUGCCUCCGUUCCCACGCACCCUCUGCCAGCGGUCCCAGCGCAGCUGCUGUCGCCCCCCUGUGAGGCAGCGCUCCCUUGCCUCCCCUCCCCAUCGGUGUCGUGCGACUCGUCCAUCUGGAAGCCAGACGUCGCCUUGAGGGAUGACGACUCUUGCUGCGAUUCUUCCAGAGGGGAUGAUUUGGUUGAUCUUGGCCCCCGUUUUACAGCAGAAGACUGUCAAGAUAACGCUUCCACGUCAGAAAAUCCCCCUUUCCCCCAGUUCCUGAAAAGACUGGCGAAACUGGUUGGGUUUCAUCUCAUUCCGUGCCAGGAGUCCACAGGGAGCCUCAUUGACCGCUAUCUGGAUGAAAAGCCCUCCUGCGACAGGGUCGCCAUGCCCUUGCACCCGAUCUUGGACAAGCUGGUCAAGAAGGUCUGGCAGACGCCCCACACCGUUCCUCCCGUGGCCAAGGAGAUCGAGAGGAAAUACGUCCUGCUCGAGGACGCGGCUGGUUACGUCUCCCAGCCCGCGCACGAGAGCACGGUCGUGGAGGCGGCGAUGGCGAGGGAGAAGACGGGCGGCGAGCGCGGCGCAGUGCCCCAGCACCCAGAGCUGCGGCGCCUGGAUUUGUUCGGCCAGCGGGUUUACCAGUCAGCAGCCGCCGCCCUGCGGGUCGUCGAUUAUCAGAUCUACAUGGCCCGGGGGCAGGUGGAGCUCUGGAAAAAGGUCUCCGCGCUCGCGCAGCCUCUGCCCCGGGAUCAGCAGCGGGAGCUGCAGCACGUCCUCCUCGAGGGCAUGGACUUGGCGCGGCACCAGGUGCGGGCGGCCUUCGACGCAGGGGACACGGUGGCGAGAGCCGCUGCCUCUGCAGUGGCUGCCCGGCGGUCGGCGUGGCUGCGAGCCUCCGGCUUCCACGAGGAGGUGCAGACGAAGCUCGAGAACUUGCCCUACACGGGGGAGAAUCUCUUCGGGGAGCAGGUGGAAGCUACUUUGCAGAGAGCCAAAGAAAGGCAGGCCACGCUGCGCUUCCUUCGGUCCCUGUACUGCCCCUCGGCUCCCCGCGGCGGGAAGGGGAAAGCUCCGCUCCACAAGCCGGCUUUCACUUCCACGGUGGGUUUCAAGGGCGUGCGGUGCCCUUCUGGGAAGGGCGCCCCGCCGCAGUAGCGGCAUGAGCUGCUCUCGAUCCCCUUCUCCACAGACAGCAAAAAUAAAAGGGAGUGUGAAGAGCCCAACACGCUUAGCUGGUGUUCAGUAAAGCAAUACCCAUUAGCGAGAUAACUCGUUCUGCCUUCUUUUUCCUCUCUGGCUUUUGCGUUUCAAGUUGUAAGCGGCAUUAUUAUGCAUAGCUGGGAAAUCACACUUGAAAGCAAAAGUAUGCAUCCAGAUUUCCACUCCUCAGCUCCUGAGAGCGCUCCGAUAAACCAUCUUACUGCGGAGAGCAGCGCGGGGUCUGGUUCCUCUCGGCAGAGAUACCAGGCCACGGGGAGAAGGAAUAGAGCUAACAAGGAAAAGUUAAAAACAGGACCCAAAAAAGUCGAUCUGCUCAUUUUGUCUCAAUGAAAACGUUUCCCUCCCUUCUCGAGAAGGAAAUCAGAGUUCAAGUAGCAUCUGCUGCUGCUGGUUCUAUUAGAUGUGGAUGAAAACGUUUCCUCUCUCUCCAAGGACGUGUCUAGGUGGAGACUUGAUUGGCGUAACUUUCCAAACUAACCCUUCUGCUGCAGUUAACCCACGCCCUCUGCUAUGAAACGACUUCACAUUUAUUCCUAAAUAAAAGCAGUUUUAUUUCCAACUAGA
This is a messenger RNA of Dromaius novaehollandiae (emu), 2655 nucleotides long. RefSeq lists its product as uncharacterized. Lineage: Eukaryota; Metazoa; Chordata; Aves; Casuariiformes; Dromaiidae. Bases 136 to 2025 code for a protein of 629 amino acids. The record is from RefSeq and is a predicted model, not a curated record. The transcript has a single exon.